Strongylocentrotus purpuratus (purple sea urchin) is the source of this 1722-nucleotide messenger RNA. RefSeq names its product tctex1 domain-containing protein 1-like. Gene Ontology annotation, biological process: microtubule-based movement. Gene Ontology annotation, cellular component: cytoplasmic dynein complex; cytoplasm. The coding region runs from base 603 to 1322 and encodes 239 amino acids. The record is from RefSeq and is a predicted model, not a curated record. Gene Ontology annotation, molecular function: dynein intermediate chain binding. The transcript has a single exon. NCBI's taxonomy places the organism in Eukaryota, Metazoa, Echinodermata, Echinoidea, Camarodonta, Strongylocentrotidae.
UUAAGGACUGUUCAAAUAUACUCGAUGGAAACACAUAUAUGAUGAUCAUAAAAGACCCAGUUUCUGUAAGGCCAGAUGGCAUUGUUCCAAACUAUACAGCGGCAGUAAAAAUUUGGUGGUCGAUCGUUGAGGAGUGUCCGAAUUGAUAAAGAAGAGGACAAAUUGGACGUUCUAUUAUUGCAGGCAUGACGAAUGCCUUUUGUUUAUGGAAAUUCACAACAGUAUAUAAACAUAAUCGUAUUUUCUGUUUUGGUUACUCAUCAACUGGCGCACCAAGUAUUUUCCACGUGAAUGGCGGCAGUGGAAGUAGAUGAACUGAAUACAUCAAAGCUCCAAAUUGUAAUAUUGGCGCCUUUCGUGUAAGAGUAAAUCUGUUUUCAUAUACCCUGGAACGUUGGGACCAAAAUAUUAUGCAUGGAGAAAACAUUGUUGAUGGAAAAGUGAUGUCAAAUUAACGACUAAAUUUGACAGGAACUGUAUGAGUCGUCGUGCAAUAACAUCAUUUUGGAGCAUCGGGGGAAUGAUUUAGUAUUUGACACAAAGCUGCAGUGGAUAAUGAGAUAAAACGUGAGAGAGUGGCGCUAAAGAACAAUCAGCAUCAGAUGAAGAAAGGUGACAGCAUUUCAAUGGAAGGUGGCUCUCGAACAGGAGAGAUAGCGGUCGCUAAACCGCGCAAGGUCAGUCAACUCAUUGAAGCCAAUCUAUCCGUGACAUCAACACGAGCUCGAGCGUUGACGUUCAGUGAUGCCGUGAGCGACCGCGACAGCGAAGCUUCGACGUCGACGCAACGACGACCACCGGCGCUUCAUCGAGAUCGCGCGGCGAGUCUUAUGAACUUGAAGCGAGGGGCGUCGCUCUAUUUUGGCAAAGACAUUACGACGUCUAUGUGGUGGAAAUACCGUCAGAUCCAUGGCGGCGUCGGGGCGCUACGAGGUGAUCACCGUGACGGGACAUUGGAAUAUGAGAACUCAUACCAGCUCGAGCCACAUUCGGGACACAAAUUCACGCCGGGUAAAGUGGAGGAAUGUAUUCGAGAGGUACUGGGGUAUCUUUUUGAGCAUGAGGAUUACGACCCAAAGAGAGCCGCCGUCUUGGCAGCGGCUAUAUCCGACACGGUUAAACAGAAAGUGAAAAUGAUGUGCGGUUUCGACCGGUAUCGUCUGGUAGUCAAUGUCGACAUCGGAUCGAGAGUGCCCGGUCAGGAAGUGGUGAUCGCGAGUCGGUAUCUUUGGAACACAGACACGGAUGGGUUUGCGACGGUGUCCAGUCAGAAUCGAACCAUGUAUGCUGUCGUUACAGUGUAUGGUGUUUAUAUGGAUUAGAAUGACACCCUGCUUGACAAAUUCAAUAAAAGAACAGUAUUCUGCAAAUAUAUAUUCAUCAGUGACAUAUACAGAGCUUAUUGACGACAAAAACUUCAUUGAAUUAAGCAUAAACAUAAUUUACUGUACUAGAAAUGUAUGGACAAAAUCAUUAUUGUUUUUAGGGAGAGAGAGAGAGAGAGAGAGAGAGAGAGAGAGAGAAAUUCCAUCUUUUGCGCACCUCAGAAGUUCAACUUGUAUAGUUAACCAACUAAACAGUACUUUCGUAUUGAAUAUCCCAAUUCUUAGCUAGGGUCUAUUUAGUUUUUUUUGUUGUUGUCAUAUUAUCAUUUACAUUGUGCAUUUCAAUAUCAAUUAAAUUUUAUUUUAUUUCACCAAUUAAAGCGAUUAAAAAAAAAAA